Pseudopodoces humilis (Tibetan ground-tit) is the source of this 1820-nucleotide messenger RNA. RefSeq names its product MAF bZIP transcription factor K (gene MAFK). Gene Ontology annotation, biological process: regulation of transcription by RNA polymerase II. Gene Ontology annotation, cellular component: nucleus. The record is from RefSeq and is a predicted model, not a curated record. Gene Ontology annotation, molecular function: DNA-binding transcription factor activity, RNA polymerase II-specific; RNA polymerase II cis-regulatory region sequence-specific DNA binding. Lineage: Eukaryota; Metazoa; Chordata; Aves; Passeriformes; Paridae.
CUGAAGGUUCCUGAAUCUCCUCUUUGCUGCUGUAUGCUGGUUCCGAUCCAUAAGGGAAAUGGAAAGCUGGCCAGCUGGGCGAGGGCUGCGUGGAGCUCCUCUAGAACAGUAAACAGUGACUCACCCCCUCCUUGUGUCUUCUCUCUCUUCAUGUCAAAUAUAUUGCCUCGCAUAUGCUUCUCUACUCUCUGAUUCACACCACCAGCCCAUCCCUCCCCGCUCUCAUUACAAAUGAGUGACAAGUGUCAGUCUGCCUUACAGGAUGUGUGAAGCUUGUCAGAGCAGGAGAACGGCUUUUUGAAUGAUGGGGAGAGGGAUGGUGCUCUGCCUACCAUGCUGCAAUGUGCUGGAAAUCCGUGUCGUGCCUCCGAGCGGCAGAGGCACGGCGAUGAGGAUUUAAGCAUCUGUAGUUGCCUUCACCUGUCAGCUCAGAUGUUACCCGUGGUAGGCACAUCCGUUUGGCUGGCGCUCUGGAGCUGGGAACAACUUGCGGAUAAACGAGAAAUUUAAACAGCUGCCUAGGAAUUAAAUGGCUGCGUUCGGGAAUGAGUAGAGUAUUCCCUGCGUAGCUGUCGGUGCCGAAUUGAGACGUGAUGGCACAGAUCCCUGUUGCCACUUGAACCUUGCACUGUUUUUCUGCCCUCGGGAAGUCGUCGCUGGCCUGGCGGAAGUUGCAAUUUCUGAGCAGUUUUGUCCGGAAGACUGUGCUCAGGUUAUGACGACUAAUCCCAAACCGAACAAGGCAUUAAAGGUAAAGGAGGAGUCAGGAGAGAAUGCCCCAGUGCUGAGUGACGAUGAACUCGUGUCAAUGUCCGUACGGGAGCUGAACCAGCACCUGAGGGGUCUCACCAAGGAGGAGGUCAUCCGUCUGAAGCAGCGGAGGCGCACGCUGAAGAACCGGGGCUACGCUGCCAGCUGCCGCAUCAAGCGUGUGACUCAGAAAGAGGAGCUCGAGAGGCAGCGGGUUGAGCUGCAGCAAGAGGUGGAGAAGCUGGCCAGAGAAAACAGCAGCAUGAAGCUAGAGCUGGAUGCCUUGCGCUCCAAGUACGAAGCACUCCAGACCUUCGCUCGUACUGUGGCGCGAGGGCCUAUUACCCCGACCAAAGUUGCCACCACCAGUGUCAUCACCAUCGUGAAAUCAGCCGAAAUCUCAUCCAGUUCUGUGCCGUUUUCAGCAGCCUCCUAGUGCCCUCGGUGGGGGGAACUAGCAGCCUUUCAGAGGGGAGGGGAUAAGGCUCUUAUGCAUUGUUCCGGAGUCCUUGGUCACGUCAAGAAUUGGCAUUUUAAGAAGUCUCUUCCAAAAGUGCAAAAAACAGAAGAAAAUAAAAAAAGAAAAGAGAAAAACAAACAAACCCAAAGGGUUCCUACAAAAGGAACUUAACUGGCUGCUUCUGUCUGGACUCAGUGGCUCCAUCAACCUCUCAUGUCCAGGAUUUGAGCUCUGUACGCAGUACAAAUUGCAAGAUCUGCUUCCUCCUUCCCUCUGCCUCCACAAACCCCUCUCAGCUGUGGGCAGCUUUCCAGCUGGGAGAAGAUACCUGAGGAGCCUCCAGAGUCUUCGUGAAUGAUGCUCAAGAGCCAGGAAACAUACGGACCGUAGAAAUCAUCAUGUGAGAUGAAUGUAUGGGAAAAAGAGUUUCUUUUAGUGGCCUCCUACUCCUUGUAAGAAGGGUCUCCCCUACCUCCCCCACUUCCAUCUGAUAUUGUGAGGGCAGGAACAUAGGCUUUUUGGGUUUGAUUUAAUCCUUCUAAGAGUGGAUGGGAGUGGGAGGAUGAUGGAGAUAAAUGCUUGGGUCUGACCACACCCAUUAAGAAUAACC